This is a messenger RNA of Sinocyclocheilus rhinocerous, 3630 nucleotides long. RefSeq names its product mucin-2-like. The coding region runs from base 1 to 3630 and encodes 1209 amino acids. The transcript has 26 exons. Gene Ontology annotation, cellular component: extracellular matrix. NCBI's taxonomy places the organism in Eukaryota, Metazoa, Chordata, Actinopteri, Cypriniformes, Cyprinidae. The record is from RefSeq and is a predicted model, not a curated record.
AUGGUUGUUCUCUCCAUGGGGGCUGUGAGGAUGUCCCAGAUGUGGAUGCUGAGAUGGGUCGUCCUACUGGUGGGGCAACAGCUGAUACAAGCAGGCUUUAUGGAGGAUUAUGGAGUAAUGGGAGAUUCUAGUGACUUGACUAUGUGGCCAACAACAACAGCAACAUCAGGCUAUUCUGUUCCAGUUCGUGCCAGUAACCAUGUCAACAACAUCUGUAGCAUGUGGGGAAACUUCCACUUCAAAACAUUCGAUGGGGACUUUUAUCAGUUCCCAGGCAUGUGCGAGUAUAACCUGGUGUCUGACUGCCAAAGCCUCAUUUGCCAGUUCUCAGUUCACGUGAAGAGAACAGAACACAGCACUGGCCCAAACAUCAGCAGAGUCCUGGUUACCAUCAAUGACAUCACCGUCGAAAUCACCGCAAACCAGGUCAUGGUCAAUGGAGAAAAUAAAUUGCUGCCCGUGCACGUCGCAGGGAUUCUUGUGGAAGAGAACACAAUUUACAUAAGACUCCAUUCAAAAAUGGGCAUCACUGUCAUGUGGAACAAAGAGGAUGCAGUCAUGGUGGAGUUGGACUCCAAAUUUUCAAAUCACACAUGUGGAUUGUGUGGCGAUUUCAAUGGGGCUCCACUUUAUAAUGAGUUUAUUCAAUCAGGAUAUGAACGAGAGGUAGGCUACAUUGAGUUUGGGAACAAGCACAAAGUUCCCAACCCAAUGGUGGAUUGCAAAAAUCCCUCUGAAGAAGAUGAUGAGCAGAAUUUAGUAGACCAGUCUGAAAAACAUCGGGCAGAUUGUGAAGACCUUUUGAAAGAUGCAGACUGGUUCUCCUGUAUCAAGAUUUUGAACCCUGAGCCGUAUAUCAAGGCCUGUAUGAAUGAUAUGUGCUUGUAUCAGCCUGAAGAUACUGACAACUCCACGCUCUGUGCGACUUUGUCUGAAUAUUCACGUCAGUGUUCCCACUCUGGGGGAACUCCGCCGACCUGGAGAAGGGCUGACUUCUGCGCUGUGGCAUGCCCCUACAAUAUGGUACAUUCUGAAAGUGGCUGCCCCUGUAUGGACACAUGCUUGCACAAAGACACAAACACACUGUGUGAGCAACACAACAUCGACGGCUGCUUCUGCCCACCAGGAACUGUAUUUGAUGAAAUCUCAAACAUGGGCUGCAUCCCGGUGGAAGAGUGUCAGUGUAAGCAUGACCGCGUCUACAGCACAGGAGAGGUUCUUCACAAACAUAACGAGGAAUGCAUAUGUAAGGAGGGAAACUGGAUCUGUACAAGUAUUCCCGGCCCUGGCCUGUGCGCAGCAGAAGAAGGAUCUCACUUCACCACCUUUGACGGGAAUGAAUUCACUUUCCAUGGAGACUGCAACUAUGUGCUCUCAAAAGACUUUGAGCAGUCAAAGUUCAUCAUACUGGGUCAGAUUGUUCCUUGUGUUAGCCUUAAUACUGACACCUGCUUGAAAUCUAUAGAAGUGAUAUUUAACAGUGACAAAAACCAUCGUCUAGUGAUUAAAGCUGACGGUACAGUUGAACACAAUGCAAUAGUUUCACUUCCUUACAUGACAGCUGACUUCACGGUGUUCAUGCCGUCAUCGUUUCACAUCAUGCUUCAGACCACAUUUGGGCUGCAGGUGCAGGUACAGCUGGUGCCUCUUAUGCAGGCGUACAUCACCGUGGACCAAAGCUUCCAGGGCAAGACUUGUGGACUUUGUGGAAAUUUUAACAAAGUGCUGUCAGAUGAUCUGGAGACCCCUCAGGGAGUGGUGGAGGGUACAGCGGUUUCCUUUGCAAACGCCUGGAAGGCGCAGUCCAACUGCCCCGACCGUACUGAGAGACUGGACGACCCCUGUUCCUACAGCAGUGACAGCGAGCACUUUGCUGAGCACUGGUGUUCCCAGAUGAAGAAAAAGGAGAGCCUUUUUGCCCAAUGUCACGCCAGUGUCAAUCCAGACAGCUACUACAAAAGAUGCAAAUACUCCAGCUGUACCUGUGAGAAGAGUGAGGACUGUCUGUGUACGGUGUUCUCCUCGUAUGCCCGGGCCUGUGCAGCUAAAGGAAUAAUCCUCCAAGGCUGGAGAGAAAUCGUGUGUGAGAAAUAUACAGAGAAUUGCCCGGCCUCGCAGAACUACUCCUAUGAGCUGCAGAACUGUCAGCGUACCUGUCUGUCUCUCGCCUCUGAGCGCCAAAGCUGCAGCGUUGACUUUGUGCCCGUUGACGGAUGCGCAUGUCCAGAGGGACUCUACCAGGAUGAGAAUGGACUGUGUGUACCUAUGGAAAAAUGUCCAUGUUACAACAAUGGAGUGACAGUCCAACCUGGCACAUCUAUCAACAUUAAGAAUGAACACUGUAUUUGUGUGAAUGGAACAUUCCGCUGUCUGUCCUGGAAACCUCCAAUUGUGGAGUGUCCUCCUCCAAAGAUUUUCUUCAACUGCAGUACCGCACGUCCAGAUGAACAUGGAUUGUUGUGUGCACAGACUUGUAUGCAAAAGGAAAUUGAUUGUUUCUCGCAGGACUGUGAAUCUGGCUGCCAGUGUCCUGCAGGUCUACUGGAUGAUGGCAGAGGAAACUGUGUUAAACCUUAUGACUGUCCAUGUCCUCACAAUGGACAGUUUUAUGCACCAGGGACUGAGAUAACCGUAGACUGCAAUAACUGGUGUGAUAAAUGUGGAAAUAAGACAGGACUUUUUCAUGUAAUCACUGAGAAUAUUCCUUGUGGAACAACAGGGACAACAUGCUCAAAGGCUGUUGUCAUCCUUUUGGGGAGAACUAAGCUAGAGCUUUAUGGUGGGACUGUAACAGCUUUUGAUAUGGAAAGUGGCCCACAGAUCAAUUACAACAAGACAAACAUUGGGAUGUACCUUGUCAUUGAUGCUGACAUUGGACUGACAGUUUUGUGGGACCGCAAAACAACUGUCCGCAUCAUUCUGCAACCUCAACACAUGGGAGGCGUUUGUGGACUAUGUGGAAAUUUCAAUGGGAAUGGAAAAGAUGACUUCACUACUCAAGGCAGUUUGCAAACCACAGAUAUAAUGGAGUUUGCCGACAGCUGGAAAGUGUUAGGCACCUGCCCUGAUGCUGCACCAGACUUUGACCCAUGCUUUAAGAACCUUGAACGAGAGCCAUGGGCAAAACUACAAUGUAGCAUCAUAAAGGACCGUGAAGGUGCUUUGAAACAUUGCCAUAACAAGGUGGAUCCAAACCCAUAUUAUGAGAACUGUGUGAAGGACUCGUGUGCAUGUGACACAGGUGGAGAUUGUGAGUGCUUCUGUACAGCUGUUGCAGCUUAUGCUCAAGCCUGCAAUGAGGCAGGUGUUUGUGUGGACUGGAGAACCCCUGAGAUCUGCCCUGUGUACUGUGACUACUACAAUAAACCAGAAGGAUGCACAUGGCAUUAUAAUCCUUGUGGUAUACCUUGCUACAAAACCUGUCGCAACCCUCUUAGUAUCUGCAAUAACACUUUACCCAACCUGGAAGGAUGUUAUCCAAAAUGUCCAGAGGACAAACCUAUUUUUGAUGAGCAGAAUCAGGUCUGUGUGAAAGAGUGUAUUCCCACAUGCUAUGUCAAUGGAAUCGAGUACAAGCCUGAAGAGAAUAUACCAACUGAUAAGUCCUGUCAUGAGUGGUAUGGACCAUGA